UUGCUGGAGACGGACCAACCACACACGACCAAACCCCCAAAAAUGAAACUAAACAUUUGUCUAACGAUUCACGCAGAAACAGCCCAAAGUGGGGACAUUUCUACACUCACUCCCACUUUUGGCUCCCUUCGUUUCCUCAUUUCCACCUCAUACUGUUCACACCGCCAAAACCUUGACUCUCUGUAAUUUCCUUCCUUUCUCUACUAUUCUUAUCAUUCCCGACUAAAAAAAUACAUUUAAUUAAUCUAAAAACAAAAAAAGACCAAAAAGGCCAAAAGCAAAACCAUACAUACAUACAUACAUACAUACAUACAGACAGACAGUCACAGACAUGCUCACAAGAUUCAACAAAACCGAAACGUUUCCUCUUGAUAGUUGAUACUGCUAGUCACCGCUUCUCUCUCUCUCUCUCUCUCUCUCGCCAACCCUUAAACCUCUCCUUUUCCUCCGAUCCCUUAACCUUUUUCCAAAUCCAUCUGGCAAAACCCUGCGAUCUGUUUUCCACUCAUCUUUUGCUAACUUUUUUUUUUUUUUUUCUGUCCGUAUAUACCUUCUUUUUCUCUCUGGUUUUAGUAUAUUCUUAUACUCUUAUCCCAUAAAACAGAGUAAAGAAUUGCCAAAUCUUGAACCAAAACCCGAUUGAGGAAAUUGGGAUCCGAUGAUCCAACUGGUGGGAUACGCAACAGUGACCCGGUUGAUGAAAAUCAUUGAAAUGUGAUUUUCCGACAAGGCAGUCACAUUUUGUCAGACAAAGUAGAAAGAAAGGCAAUUGUCUUUUUUUUUUGGUGAAUAAGAAAGCAAUUGUCUUGGUUUUUGUCUUUGAAGAAAUGAGAGAGACGAACGGCGUGCAGGGAUACAAGGGGUACUUGAGAUACGGGUCAGGGCUAUCUUGUAAUUUCACAGACAAUAUGUGGAAGCAAAUUAUGAAGUACACUGCCAAGUCCUCUGCUAUCUUCUUGUUCUUAUUCAUCCUCCUGGUCGGCGCGUUUGUCUCCACGCGCUUACUCGGCACCACCACUUCUCUAGGUGGUCCAGCUUCCGGACCAGUUUUAACUACCAAAACACCCCAAGUGUCCACCUCUGAAAUCCCUAAAAAGCCUCGUAAGAAUAUCGAAAUUCCACUCAACUGUACUGCAUACAACCUCACUCGAACCUGCCCUUCAAGUUACCCAACCACUGUUCUCCCGGAUGAAGAUCCCAACCGUCCAGCACCCCCAACUUGUCCUGACUACUUCAGAUGGAUCCACGAAGAUCUGAGGCCUUGGACCCACACUGGCAUAACAAGGGAGAUGUUAGAGAGCGCCAAACGGACGGCUAACUUUAAAUUGGUGAUCGUAAAUGGUAAAGCUUACGUGGAGAAAUAUCAUAGGGCCUUUCAAACCAGAGACGUUUUUACCCUGUGGGGGAUUCUACAGUUGCUACGGAGAUACCCAGGGAAAGUGCCUGAUCUGGAGCUGAUGUUUGAUUGCGUUGAUUGGCCCGUGGUUCUAUCAAGGGAUUAUAGUGGGCCCAAUGCCACGGCUCCACCACCAUUGUUUCGGUACUGUGGGGAUGAUAAGACGCUCGAUAUUGUCUUCCCUGAUUGGUCAUUUUGGGGCUGGCCUGAGAUCAGCAUAAAGCCUUGGGAGGAAUUACUGAAGGACUUGGAAGAAGGAAAUAGGAGGAGAAAAUGGGUGGAUAGAGAACCUUACGCUUAUUGGAAAGGAAAUCCAGCCGUUGCUGCAACCAGGAAAGACCUUCUCAAAUGUAAUGUCUCAGACCAACAGGACUGGAAUGCUCGUGUCUAUGCGCAGGAUUGGUUACGAGAAUCUAAGGAAGGGUACAAACGAUCAGAUUUGGCAAACCAAUGCAUUCAUAGGUAUAAGAUCUACAUUGAAGGGUCAGCUUGGUCUGUCAGUGAAAAGUACAUCCUAGCCUGUGAUUCUGUAACGCUUGUAGUAAAGCCCCACUACUAUGAUUUCUUCACUCGAAGUUUGAUGCCAGUUCAGCACUAUUGGCCCAUAAAAGAGGAUGAUAAAUGCAGAUCCAUUAAGUUUGCUGUUGACUGGGGCAAUUCACACAAGCAAAAGGCACAAGCCAUGGGAAAAGCUGCGAGCCAGUUCAUCCAAGAGGAACUUAAGAUGGAGAAUGUGUAUGAUUAUAUGUUUCAUGUUUUAAAUGAAUAUGCUAAGCUCUUGCAGUUCAAGCCUACUGUCCCUCGAAAAGCUAUAGGGCUCUGUUCCGAGGCAAUGGCUUGCUUUGCGCAAGGACUAACCAAAAAGUUUAUGAUGGAAUCUAUGGUAAAGGGUCCUGCAGAAAGUGGUCCUUGCACCAUUCCUCCUCCUUAUGCUCCUUCAUCUCUUAAUGCCUUCCUCCGAAAACAAACGAAUUCUAUUAAACAAGUCGAAAUGUGGGAGAAGAAUUACUGGGACAACUUAAAUAAACAAUCUUAAGAGUUUAUUUUAUUUUAUUUUUUUAUUUCUUAUUUUUGUAUACGCAUAGAGGUAUUUAGUCUUGAUUAGUAAUUUGCUUUUCAAUGUAUAUUUCAUUUUUUUUUUAUAUUUUCAAAAAAGAAAUAUUUAUCCACUAAAUAAAUCUAUCUUAUAAUUUA
Molecule: messenger RNA, 2590 nt
Organism: Ziziphus jujuba (common jujube)
Lineage: Eukaryota; Viridiplantae; Streptophyta; Magnoliopsida; Rosales; Rhamnaceae
Exons: 6
Coding region: 828-2432 (534 amino acids)
Source: RefSeq, a predicted model, not a curated record